CCUUCGGUUUUGGAGCUGGCUUUUGCCUGGGGGUUUGAUUUGGAGGGUAAGAAGUUGGAGAGUCAAUCGUCGCCGUUGAUGGAGAAUUGGAACGGGAGUCAGGAUUUCGUGAUGCCGGUGGAGUUGUGGAUUUAUAAAUCGAGUGGUCAAGAGAUGAUUGUUCCGUACCAGAAUGUGAGCUGUGGAGAGAUAGUUAAGAAACGGAGCCCGAGCUGCGGAAAGUACAAACAGGCUAUAUACAACCAGCUGGUGGAAUUGAUGAAGACGGGUUUUAUCGGAGGCGAUGGAGGCUAUAUACAAACAGGCUAUAUACAACAAGAUUCGGAGUUUGUAGAGCAAAAUCUAAUCCUUGAUUCUUGUGUUGUAGAUGGAUCUGGGUUUGAUAGAGGAAGACCCAGAUCUGGGUUUGAUAGAGGAAGACCCAGAUCUGGGUUUGAUAGAGGAAGACCCAGAUCUGGGUUUGCAAAAGUGAAAAGGAAAGGACUUCCAGUGACGAAGAAGAAGGCACAAGCUUUGGGUCUUUCCCUGGGUUUUCUCGAACAGCGAUUCGACAAAAUAGCAUCAUCGGAAAGGACUUUUGACGACGAAGAAGAAGGCACGAGCUCUGGGUCUUUCUUUGGGUUUUCUCGAACAAUGAUUCGACAAAAUAGCAUCAUCGGAAAGGACUUCUAGCGAUGAAGAAGAAGGCACGAGCUUUGGUACAAGAUUCGGAGUUUGCAGAGUAUAAUCUAAGGACUUCCUCCUUGAUUCGGGCGUUGCAAACAGAUCUGGGUUUAUCGAGCGUCCACUCCAGAUCUGGGUUUGCAGAAGAAAGGGAAAGGAAAGGUGAAGGAGAGAAAGUGAAAGGGGAAGAAGAAAAAAAUUUUUUUUCU
Rubroshorea leprosula is the source of this 872-nucleotide messenger RNA. The record is from the annotation of a GenBank genome assembly. NCBI's taxonomy places the organism in Eukaryota, Viridiplantae, Streptophyta, Magnoliopsida, Malvales, Dipterocarpaceae.